Messenger RNA from Vigna umbellata (rice bean), 783 nucleotides. Lineage: Eukaryota; Viridiplantae; Streptophyta; Magnoliopsida; Fabales; Fabaceae. The record is from RefSeq and is a predicted model, not a curated record.
AUGGAUGAGUACCAUACUGGAAACUUUGAAAAUGAUGAAGGUUGGGAGGUGGAGGUUGAUGGUGAAAAAGGAGUAGAGGAGGGUUGCAAGGUGGAAGGUGAUGGUCAUGUUGAAGUUGCAAAAGAGUUGGAGGAGGGUGAUGGUAGACAAGAUUGUAAUGGUGAUGUUCCAAGAGAGAUGAAGGAACAUGUGAGUGGUAUUGGUGCAGAAGAGUUGGAGCAAGGUGAUGGUGAUGGUGAUGAUGAAGUUGCAAGAGAAAUGGAGGAGGAUGAGGAUGAGGAUGUAGGUGAGGAAGUUGAAAGUGAAUGUGAGUCUAUGAGUGAAGAAAGUCUGGUUGAUGUCACCGUUGAAUGUGACAUUGGGACUUGUACAAGAAAAGUCACAGAAGAACCUUACAGUCCAACAGAAAAUGAUGAAGGUUGGGAGGUGGAGGUUGAUGGUGAAAAAGGAGUAGAGGAGGGUUGCAAGGUGGAAGGUGAUGGUCAUGUUGAAGUUGCAAAAGAGUUGGAGGAGGGUGAUGGUAGACAAGAUUGUAAUGGUGAUGUUCCAAGAGAGAUGAAGGAACAUGUGAGUGGUAUUGGUGCAGAAGAGUUGGAGCAAGGUGAUGGUGAUGGUGAUGAUGAAGUUGCAAGAGAAAUGGAGGAGGAUGAGGAUGAGGAUGUAGGUGAGGAAGUUGAAAGUGAAUGUGAGUCUAUGAGUGAAGAAAGUCUGGUUGAUGUCACCGUUGAAUGUGACAUUGGGACUUGUACAAGAAAAGUCACAGAAGAACCUUACAGUCCAACA